UAGAUAUCCGAGUUUUAUUUUUCAGUCAAAAUACAUAUCUCACUGUGUCCACGCAGGAGUCUGAAGCCACGGUUCUCCUCAGGUGGCCAUAUUGCUCUGGUAAACCCCAGGAAAGAUGUCUCAUCGGAGUGGGCAAGAGGACCCAGAGCGCUACCUGUUUGUGGACCGGGCUGUGGUUUACAACCCGGCCACACAGGCUGACUGGACAGCCAAGAAGCUUGUGUGGGUUCCUUCAGAGCGCCAUGGAUUUGAGGCGGCCGGCAUCCGAGAGGAGCGCGGCGAGGAGGUGCUGGUGGAGCUGGCCGAGAACGGCAAGAAAGUGGUCAUCAACAAGGACGACAUCCAGAAGAUGAACCCCCCCAAGUUCAGCAAGGUGGAAGACAUGGCCGAGCUCACUUGUCUGAAUGAGGCGUCUGUGCUGCACAACCUGAAGGACCGCUACUACUCGGGGCUCAUAUAUACAUACUCGGGCCUCUUCUGUGUGGUCAUCAACCCCUACAAGAACCUCCCCAUCUAUUCAGAGAACAUCAUUGAGAUGUACAGAGGGAAGAAGAGGCACGAGAUGCCUCCACACAUCUAUGCCAUCUCUGAGUCAGCAUACCGCUGCAUGCUUCAAGACCGUGAGGACCAAUCAAUCCUUUGCACAGGUGAAUCGGGCGCUGGCAAGACCGAGAACACGAAGAAGGUCAUCCAGUACCUGGCCCACGUUGCCUCCUCACACAAAGGACGCAAAGACCACAACAUUCCUCCAGAAUCUCCCAAAGCAUUCAAGCUACAGGGUGAGUUGGAACGCCAGCUCCUGCAAGCAAACCCCAUCCUGGAGUCUUUUGGCAAUGCCAAGACAGUGAAAAAUGACAACUCGUCUCGCUUUGGGAAGUUCAUCAGAAUCAACUUUGACGUCACAGGCUACAUUGUUGGAGCCAAUAUUGAAACCUACCUUCUGGAGAAGUCGAGAGCCAUUAGACAGGCCAAAGAUGAGAGGACCUUCCACAUCUUUUACCGCCUGCUGGCAGGAGCCGGAGAACAUCUCCGAACCGACCUGCUCCUCGAAGGCUUUAACAGCUACCGUUUCCUGUCAAAUGGUAACAUUCCCAUCCCUGGUCAGCAGGACAAGGAUAAUUUCCAGGAAACGAUGGAAGCCAUGCACAUCAUGAGCUUCAACCACGAUGAGAUUGUCUGCAUGUUGAAGGUGGUCUCUGCAGUGCUGCAGUUUGGCAACAUCAUCUUUAAAAAGGAGAGAAAUACCGAUCAGGCAUCCAUGCCUGAGAACACAGCUGCACAGAAGCUCUGCCACCUGCUUGGAAUGAACGUUAUGGAGUUCACCAGAGCAAUUCUUACCCCGAGGAUCAAAGUGGGACGAGACUAUGUGCAGAAAGCACAGACCAAAGAACAGGCUGACUUUGCUGUUGAAGCUCUGGCCAAGGCAACAUAUGAGCGUCUGUUCAGAUGGCUGGUCCACCGCAUCAACAAGGCCCUGGACAGAACCAAACGUCAGGGGGCGUCGUUCAUUGGCAUCCUGGACAUAGCUGGAUUUGAGAUCUUUGAGCUGAACUCGUUUGAGCAGCUUUGUAUCAACUACACCAACGAGAAGCUGCAGCAGCUCUUCAACCACACCAUGUUCAUCCUGGAGCAGGAGGAGUACCAGAGGGAGGGCAUCGAGUGGAGCUUCAUCGACUUUGGCCUCGACCUGCAGCCCUGCAUCGACCUCAUCGAGAGGCCGAAUAAUCCUCCUGGUAUUCUGGCUCUGCUGGACGAGGAGUGCUGGUUUCCCAAGGCCACAGACAAAACCUUUGUGGACAAGGUUCUGCAGGAGCAGGGAACACACACCAAGUUCCAGAAGCCGCGUCAGCUCAAGGACAAAGCUGACUUCUGCAUCAUUCACUAUGCAGGAAAGGUGGACUAUAAAGCUGAUGAAUGGCUCAUGAAGAACAUGGAUCCUCUGAAUGACAACGUGGCCACGCUACUACACCAGUCAACUGACAAGUUUGUGGCUGAGCUGUGGAAAGAUGUCGACCGGAUCGUGGGUCUUGACCAGGUUGCAGGAAUGAAUGAGACCGCGUUCGGUGCCGCCUACAAGACCAAGAAGGGCAUGUUCCGCACCGUGGGUCAGCUGUACAAGGAGCAGCUGUCUAAGCUGAUGGCCACACUGAGGAACACCAACCCCAACUUUGUCCGCUGCAUCAUCCCCAACCAUGAGAAAAGGGCCGGUAAACUGGACCCACACCUGGUUCUGGACCAGCUGAGGUGUAAUGGUGUGCUGGAGGGCAUCCGUAUCUGCAGACAGGGCUUCCCUAACCGCAUUGUCUUCCAGGAGUUCAGACAGAGGUAUGAGAUCCUCACUCCUAACGCCAUCCCCAAAGGCUUCAUGGAUGGAAAGCAGGCCUGUGAGAGGAUGAUUCAAGCUCUGGAGCUGGAUGGAAACCUGUUUCGUAUCGGCCAGAGUAAGAUCUUCUUCAGGGCUGGAGUCCUAGCUCACCUGGAGGAAGAGCGGGACUUGAAGAUCACUGACAUCAUCAUUUACUUCCAGGCUGUCUGCCGAGGAUAUCUGGCACGCAAGGCUUUUGCUAAGAAGCAGCAGCAGCUCAGUGCUCUGAAAGUUCUCCAGAGAAACUGCGCUGCUUACUUGAAGCUGCGUCACUGGCAGUGGUGGAGACUCUUCACUAAGGUGAAGCCUCUGCUGCAGGUGACCAGGCAGGAGGAAGAGAUGCAGGCCAAGGAUGAGGAGCUGGUCAAGGUGAAGGAGAAGCAGACCAAAGUGGAAGGAGAGCUGGUGGAGAUGGAGAGGAAACACCAGCAGUUAAUGGAGGAGAAGAACAUCUUAGCAGAGCAGCUGCAGGCAGAGACAGAGCUGUUUGCAGAGGCCGAGGAGAUGAGAGCUCGCCUGGCUUCCAAAAAGCAAGAGCUGGAGGAGAUCCUUCAUGACCUGGAGUCCAGGCUGGAGGAAGAGGAGGAGAGGACUCAGGGCAUGCAGAACGAAAAAAAGAAGAUGCAGUCCCACAUCCAGGACCUGGAGGAACAGCUCGAUGAGGAGGAGGCUGCCCGGCAGAAGCUGCAGCUGGAGAAAGUGACAGCAGAGGCCAAAAUGAAAAAAUAUGAAGAGGACAUUUUGCUGCUCGAGGACCAGAACUCCAAGUUCCAAAAGGAGAAGAAGUUGAUGGAAGACCGGAUCAACGAGGUGACCACAAUGCUGGCCGAAGAGGAGGAGAAGGCCAAGAACUUGGGCAAGAUCAAGAAUAAGCAAGAGAUGAUGCUGGUCGACCUGGAGGAGAGGCUGAAGAAGGAGGAGAAGACCCGGCAGGAACUAGAGAAGGCUAAGAGGAAACUGGAUGGAGAGACAUCAGACCUGCAGGACCAGAUCACAGAGCAACAGGUCGCCAUGGAGGAGCUCAAAGGUCAAAUGACCAAGAAGGAAGAGGAGCAGCAGAUGAUGCAGGCGAGGGGUGAGGAUGAAGUUAGCCAGAAGAACAACGCUCUGAAACAGGUGAGGGAGAUGCAGGCUCAGCUGUCUGAGCUGCAGGAAGACCUGGAAACAGAGAAACAGGCCAGGAACAAAGCCGAGAAACUCAAGAGGGAUCUGAGUGAAGAGCUCGAGGCCCUUAAAACUGAGCUGGAAGACACGCUUGAUACGACAGCUGCCCAGCAGGAGCUCAGGUCCAAGCGUGAGCAGGAGGUUGCUGAGCUGAAAAAGGCCCUUGAGGAGGAGACUAAAAACCAUGAAUCUCAGAUCCAGGAGAUGAGACAGAGGCAUGGCACAUCCUUGGAAGAGCUGUCUGAACAGCUGGAACAGGCCAAGAGGUUCAAGGCUAACCUGGAAAAGACCAAGCAGAGCCAGGAGAGCGCCAAUAAGGAGCUGACCAGCGAGGUGAAGACCCUGCAGCAGGCAAAGACAGAGUCCGAACACAAGAGGAAGAAACUGGAGGCUCAGCUGCAGGAGUUCAUGGCCAGAGUCACAGAGGGAGAGAGAGCCAAGGGAGAGCUCGCUGAACGUACACACAAACUGCAGACGGAGUUAGACAAUGUGUCAGCCAUGCUGGAAGAUGCCGAGAGGAAGGGGAUCAAGACUGCCAAAGAUGUCGCUGGACUGGAGAGUCAACUACAAGACACACAGGAACUGCUCCAAGAGGAGACACGUCAGAAACUGAACUUCAGCAGCCGUAUGCGGCAGCUGGAGGACGAGAAGAACGCUCUUCAGGAGCAGCAAGAGGAGGACGAGGAGGCGCGCAAGAAUCUGGAAAAACAGAUGUUGACUCUCCAGGCUCAUUUAUCAGAGAGCAAGAAGAAGCUGGAGGACGAUGUGGGAACAAUAGAGGGCCUGGAGGAGAUGAAGAAGAAGCUGCACAAGGACCUGGAGCUGACCAACCAGCGUCUGGAGGAGAAGACUAUUGCCUUUGAAAAGAUGGAGAAGACAAAGACUCGUCUGCAGCAGGAGUUGGAUGAUCUAACCGUGGAUUUGGAUCACCAGAGACAGAUUGUUUCCAACCUGGAGAAGAAACAGAAGAAGUUUGAUCAGAUGCUGGCUGAAGAGAAGAGCAUCUCAGCUCGCUAUGCUGAAGAACGUGACCGUGCUGAAGCGGAGGCCAGAGAGAAGGAGACCAAAGCUCUGUCCAUGACAAGAGCUCUGGAUGAAGCACUGGAGGCCAAAGAGGAGCUGGAGAGGGUUAACAAGCAGCUCCGUGCUGACAUGGAAGAUCUGAUGAGCUCAAAGGAUGAUGUGGGCAAGAAUGUCCACGAGCUGGAGAAGUCCAAGCGCACUCUGGAGCAACAGCUGGAGGAGAUGAAGACUCAGCUGGAGGAGCUGGAGGAUGAGCUGCAGGCCACAGAAGACGCCAAGCUGCGUCUGGAGGUCAACAUGCAGGCCAUGAAAGCCCAGUUUGAGAGAGACCUCCAGGGUCGGGACGAUCAGAAUGACGAGAAGAAGCGAGCGCUGGUCAAACAGGUGCGAGAGAUGGAGGCGGAGUUAGAGGAUGAGAGGAAGCAGAGAGGUCUGGCUGUUGCUGCGAAGAAGAAACUUGAGAUGGAUUUGAAGGAUAUUGAGGGUCACAUAGAGGGCGCUAACAAGGCUCGAGAUGAGGCCAUCAAACAGCUGCGCAAGUUACAGGCCCAAAUGAAAGACUAUCAGAGGGAGUUGGAAGAUGCUCGAGCUUCCAGAGAUGAUAUUUUUGCCCUUUCCAAGGAAAACGAGAAGAAACUCAAAAGUCUGGAGGCUGAGAUUGUACAGCUACACGAGGAUCUGGCGUCAUCUGAGAGAGGUCGGCGUCAUGCUGAGCAGGAACGGGAUGAGCUGCAAGAUGAGAUUUCAAACAGCACGUCUGGAAAGUACGUCACGCACCACAUGGACCACAUGUGGACUCUUUUUCUCCCAAACCUUUUAUGUGGUGACAAACGUUAA
Messenger RNA from Solea senegalensis (Senegalese sole), 5389 nucleotides. Its product is annotated as myosin-10-like. The transcript has 37 exons. NCBI's taxonomy places the organism in Eukaryota, Metazoa, Chordata, Actinopteri, Pleuronectiformes, Soleidae. Gene Ontology annotation, cellular component: myosin complex. The coding region runs from base 116 to 5389 and encodes 1757 amino acids. The record is from RefSeq and is a predicted model, not a curated record. Gene Ontology annotation, molecular function: ATP binding; cytoskeletal motor activity; actin filament binding.